AUGGUUUCUGACUCAGCUUUUGGAGAAGAGAGACAGUCAGACUUGGCUGUUGGCGAAGAGAGACAAAGUCAGAAUCUGGUGUUGGAGAAGAGCGACAAAGGCAGACUCAGAUGUUGCAGAAGAGCGACAAAGUCAGACUUAGCUGUUGGAGAAGAGCUACAAAAUCAGACUCAGAUGUUGGAGAAGAGCGACAAAGGCAGACUUAGCUGUUGGAGAAGAGUGACAAAGACAGCCUCAGCUGUUGGAGAAGAGAGACUAAGUCAGACUCAGCUGUUGGAGAAGAGCAACAAAGACAGACUCAGCUGUUGGAGAAGAGCAACAAAGUCAGACUCAGCUGUUGGAGAAGAGCAACAAAGACAGACUCAGCUGUUGGAGAUGAGCAACAAAGUCAGAUUCAGCUGUUGGAGAAGAGAGACAAAGUCAGACUCAGCUGUUGGAGAAGAGCAACAAAGACAGACUCAGCUGUUGGAGAAGAGCAACAAAAGGCUCGUCGACUACCAUGAAGAGAUUCAGAAGGCGGGCGGAAGAGAAGAACGCACUCGUGUGAUUCAAAUUACUGAGGAGGUGUUGCAACAGCAUGAGAAAGACCUGCAGCUAAAGACCAAAGAAGCGGCGCGGAUGACGAGGCUCAUCCAGGAACAAAACUACGCGACCAAAAAGCGCGAAUCCGACAGGAAAGACCUCGAGCUCAGGAUCCAGCGCCUGCAGAAAGAAGUGGAAGACCUCACAGACGAAGUGUGGACUCCAGUGUGA
Macrobrachium nipponense is the source of this 753-nucleotide messenger RNA. RefSeq lists its product as uncharacterized. The record is from RefSeq and is a predicted model, not a curated record. The coding region runs from base 1 to 753 and encodes 250 amino acids. NCBI's taxonomy places the organism in Eukaryota, Metazoa, Arthropoda, Malacostraca, Decapoda, Palaemonidae. The transcript has 3 exons.